AUGCGACCGUCUCACGAAGCGCGCCAUCAGAAUCACGUACACCUGCCUUCUCACUCGCCCGCAUUCCUAUAUAACCCCGCAGCGCCGCCGUUCGUGCCCUUGCCCGUGUCUGCCCCGAUGCACCACCCCAGUCCCCCGACCGCGGCGCUCCCCAUUCAUGUCAACCCGCCUCCGCUUUCGUUCUUCUCCCCCGCCGCCGACGCCCGCGUGCUCGCCCAGCAGCGUCUCCUCCAGCGCCAGCGCACCCUCCACUUUCCCGCGACGUGGCAUCCGCCCCAGCCUCCCCCGACGCAGCGCACCCACGUCCCCCAGAAGGUCUGGAUCCUCGACUGCAAGUCCUGCGGCUCCUUCCUCACCAACAGGGGUAUGAAGGCCGUGCUCCUCCUGCACCCGUCCAUCUCGCUCUUCUCCACCGACGCGCUCCCGGCCAACUGCUCCGCCUGGGACGCGCGGACCCCGCCCCUGCCCUCCUCGAGUGGGCGCCGCACGUGCGAGUGCCUCACGCAGACGCUGUGCUGCCACGGAUGCGGGGCGGCGGUGGGGUAUGUGAUUGUUUGUCCGUGCCUGCGCUGCACCGCGCAGCCCCCGACGAGCCCCUCCCAGCGGAGCACGAACGGCCACCGCUUCGUGUUCUACUCGCGCGAAGUAAGAGCGUGCGAGCGGCGGUACGUCCCCGGCGAGGAGGGCGUCGUCCCGUUCGACCCGCCUCCCCCUUCGCCCCCUGCGAUCGUGCCGAGCCAGGGGCGGAGCACGCGCUGGACGGUCGACCGGGGCGCGUAUCAGUACGAGGGCAUCCCGCCGCUCGUGGACUCGCGGCUCGCACGGCAGCCCGCGGCCGCGGGCGACCCCAUGUUAUCGCCGGCGUUGUCGGAUGCGCCGAGCGCCGAGGGCGAGGGCGAGGGCGAGGACGCGUACGCGGACAUGCCGCCGCUCGAGCCCGCGUGGCGCGCCGACGAGGGCGAGGACAAGGAGAACGAGGCGCCGGCGCCGGCGCCGCGCUCCCCGCAGUUGGGUGUGCUCGCGCUGGACGCCAAGGACGAGGGCGUGGGCGAGGGCGAGGCGAGGCUGGGAAGGGAGCUGCGGGCCGGGGACGGGGUGUACUGGCACCAUCUCGUACGGGCGGGGGAGAUUGGCGGGGUGAGGGAGGUGGGCGGGGCGCGGGGGGAUGCGGGGGAGGGCGUGAGGGUGGGAAGUCGGGAUGUGCUGCGGGGGGUGGGGCGGUAG
Messenger RNA from Gloeophyllum trabeum ATCC 11539, 1224 nucleotides. RefSeq lists its product as uncharacterized. The transcript is spliced from 3 exons. The coding region runs from base 1 to 1224 and encodes 407 amino acids. Gene Ontology annotation, cellular component: cytosol. The record is from RefSeq and is a predicted model, not a curated record. Lineage: Eukaryota; Fungi; Basidiomycota; Agaricomycetes; Gloeophyllales; Gloeophyllaceae.